GGUGCCUUUCCCGGGCGUCUCCCCACCACCUCCUCAACUUCCCUCGUCCGUGAAGCUGCGCCCGGGAGGAAUCCGACGGGACAGGGGUCGCGGGGCCGCGAGCUGCAGGUGGGCGCCCGGUGUGUGCAAACCCGUGCGGCUCUGUGUGAGGGCAGAGCCUGUCGGGCUGGGGCCGCGGGAGCGGAGAGGAGUGGGGCAGUGACAGCGAGGGGAGCGGGCGGCAGGGGCUGGAGGCUGCUGUGACCCGGGGGCCGUGACAGCGAGGGCGCCGCGGCCGGGAGGGGGCCGCCCGCGAGGGGGCUGCGACCCGGGAGCGGUGAAUGCACAGGGACCCCGACCUCCGCGCGCACGACGCAGAGGUUGCGAGGGGACCGUGACCCCAGUGCGCGGCGGGGGCUGCGACCAGGGGCCGGUCAUUCCGAGGAGACCGGUCGAUGGACGGGGACGGACGGGGACGAUACUUUGAAGGGAGCACGAAGCAGCGGCUGUGGAGAGGGGCUGACGGAGGGGCAGGAACUUCGAGGGGCCGACCUGGAGAAGAGAGGGGCCCCUGACGAGAUGGUAACCCUGCAGGGCCGUGUGUGGGCGCGGGUGUGCCUGCGUGGCCGUGACUGGGCGGAGAAGGUCUUGGGUGGAAAGGACACCGGUCAGGGACUCACCCUGCCGCCCCGAGUUGAACUCUACGGGCCAGCUCGUGGCCGGGAGCGCACUCCGCACCUGAGCCCGCUCAGGCAACCGGGAGUCCGGACCAGAGGAACAGCCGGCUUCCCCCUCCGUGCACGGGAAGUUCGGACUGGAGGAAUGUUCCCGAGACCAGGGGUUCCAGCCUGUUAUGGAGUUGAGACAUCCAUUUAGUGGACGGCACCUGCAUUUAAAAAAAAAAAAAAAAAGAAUAGAAUAGAAAUGUUCACUGUGCUCACAAAGAAGGUAGCAAAGAUGAUGCAUCCAAGCAACAUCUAUUGGAACACUGAAGAAUAAAAGAAGUAGUGUGUACUGGAAGAAGAUGGAUGCACAGAGUUCAGCCAAAGUCAACACAAGAAAGAGGAGGAAAGAGGCACCUGGACCCAAUGGGGCAACAGAGGAAGAUGGGAUUACUUCCAAAAUGCCACGCUGUGCAGUUGGCUUACGGCAGCCAGCUCCUUUUUCUGAUGAAAUUGAAGUAGACUUUAAUAAGCCCUAUGUCAGGGUAACUAUGGAAGAAGCCAGCAGAGGAACUCCUUGUGAGCGACCUGUGAGAGUUUAUGCAGAUGGAAUAUUUGACUUAUUUCAUUCUGGUCAUGCCCGGGCUCUGAUGCAAGCAAAGAACCUUUUCCCUAACACAUACCUCAUUGUGGGAGUUUGCAGUGAUGAGCUAACGCACAACUUCAAAGGCUUCACAGUGAUGAACGAAAGUGAGCGUUACGAUGCAGUGCAGCACUGCCGCUACGUGGAUGAGGUGGUGCGGAACGCGCCCUGGACCCUGACUCCGGAGUUCCUGGCAGAGCACCGGAUUGAUUUUGUGGCCCAUGAUGACAUCCCUUAUUCUUCCGCAGGAAGUGAUGAUGUUUAUAAGCACAUUAAGGAAGCAGGCAUGUUUGCUCCAACACAGAGGACAGAAGGUAUCUCUACAUCAGACAUCAUCACCCGAAUUGUCCGGGACUAUGAUGUGUAUGCCAGACGGAACCUACAGAGGGGCUACACGGCAAAGGAGCUCAAUGUCAGCUUUAUCAACGAGAAGAAAUACCAUUUGCAGGAACGGGUUGACAAAGUAAAGAAGAAAGUGAAAGAUGUGGAAGAAAAGUCAAAAGAAUUUGUUCAGAAGGUAGAGGAAAAAAGCAUUGACCUCAUUCAGAAAUGGGAGGAGAAAUCCCGAGAAUUCAUUGGAAAUUUCCUGGAAAUGUUUGGUCCGGAAGGAGCACUGAAACAUAUGCUGAAAGAGGGGAAAGGCCGGAUGCUGCAGGCCAUCAGCCCAAAGCAGAGUCCCAGCAGCAGCCCCACUCGAGAGCGCUCCCCGUCCCCCUCUUUCCGAUGGCCCUUCUCUGGCAAGACUUCCCCUUCUUCCUCCCCAACAAACCUCUCCAGGCACAAGGCUGCAGCCUAUGAUAUCAGUGAAGAUGAAGAAGACUAAUUUUUCAACCCUCCUUUCCUCUCCCCUCCUUUGUCCCAUCACCUUCAGAAGCUCUCUGUUGAAUUCCAAAUUGUGAUCCCAACAAUAAACCUAAGGACAGCUACAAAGGAAAGACAA
This is a messenger RNA of Eptesicus fuscus (big brown bat), 2224 nucleotides long. It is a transcript of the gene PCYT1A, whose product is annotated as phosphate cytidylyltransferase 1A, choline. NCBI's taxonomy places the organism in Eukaryota, Metazoa, Chordata, Mammalia, Chiroptera, Vespertilionidae. The record is from RefSeq and is a predicted model, not a curated record. Gene Ontology annotation, cellular component: endoplasmic reticulum. Bases 1004 to 2107 code for a protein of 367 amino acids. Gene Ontology annotation, molecular function: phosphatidylcholine binding; choline-phosphate cytidylyltransferase activity. Gene Ontology annotation, biological process: CDP-choline pathway. The transcript has 10 exons.